Trematomus bernacchii (emerald rockcod) is the source of this 3391-nucleotide messenger RNA. It is a transcript of the gene znf800b, whose product is annotated as zinc finger protein 800b. The transcript is spliced from 12 exons. The record is from RefSeq and is a predicted model, not a curated record. Bases 245 to 2995 code for a protein of 916 amino acids. Lineage: Eukaryota; Metazoa; Chordata; Actinopteri; Perciformes; Nototheniidae.
CAGAGGCUGGUUUUUACACUGAGAGGCUCCUCUGGGUGCACAAAGACAGCGGCUCGCAGAGGAACUUGUUCAGAGUGAACCGGGGACGCUGGGAGGCGAAAUAAACAAUCUCCGGACUCGAAGUAGCUACGAACGCGUAGUUUUACCCUCUCAAACACUCAAUUACACCACCCAUCCAACCUAGACAAGAUUUCCGGAGGUUGCUGGCAGUGACCCUGUGGUGCAGGAGGCCCCUCUCGGCGCCAUGGUGAAGGUCCAGAGGUCGACGAGGAGGAAGAGCUCCCACUGUCUCCGCAGACUGGAGAAUGUCGCUGAGACGGAGACGGAGGAAGGCCAGACCCAGCCAGACCCGCCGCGGCCACCACAGGAGCCCAAAGGAGGAGACCAGCCCUCCGAACCAGCCCCGCUCCAGACCCCCGCUCCAGAGGAGGCUCCGUCGGAGGGCUCGGACCAGAAGGAGCCACCGGGAGACGAGGAGGAAACGGGCGACUCAGCGUCCCAGCUCCAAGCCAAGCCUCUGUGGAAGCCCAUCCCCCCUCUGCUGCCCGAGUCCAACAUGAGUGAGAACGGAAGGACCAGGGACCAGAUCUGCCAGACUGACGGCAGCGAGGGUCACAACUCAGGCCUGUGUGCGGAGCCCGGAGAUCCUCCUCUGCUCCAGCAGCCUCUGCAGACCUCCAAGUCAGGGAUCCAGCAGAUAAUUGAAUGCUUCCGUUCAGGCACGAGCCAGCUGAGACACAUGCUGCUGAGGGAGGUGGACACCAUCUUUGAGUGUAAACUGUGUCGCAGUCUGUUCAGAGGCCUGCCCAACCUCAUCACACACAAAGAGUACUACUGCCUGUCACGGAUGCCCGAGCCCGACGGUCCGUCGGGUGAUGACAAGCAGAGUGUGGCCAUGAAGGAAUUAUUGGACGUCAUUUACCCCCGAGCUCCAGACUACGUGGUCCGACUGGAGCCCAUUCAGACCAGCAACAAGGCCGUGUUCCAGUACCUCACCACCGAGGAGGAGCUGGCUAGAUUUCCAUCGCAGACACCCAGUGCUAGAGAGAGUCCGGUAGCGUGGGAGGGAGAGCAGGGGGAGGGAGCCGACAACAGCCAGGCGAGCCAGCCGGAGAGCCACAGCAGCCCGGGACACACUCAGGAUAAGAAGAAGUGGGAGGGGGAGGAGGAGGCCAAAGAAGAGCCGCCACCACCCGAAGACGAGGGCUCCACCAGCGGGGUGGACGAUGUGACCAUCUCCUGCUGCCUGUGCGGUCAGGACUUCAACUCGCGCCGCAGCAUCCGGCGUCACUGUCGCAAAAUGCACCAGAGCAAACUGGACGAGCUCCGGAAGUUCACCGAGACACGGACUGUUCCCACCAGCCUGCUCUCCAUGGUGAAAGGUCGGCCGAGGACUCUCAGCACACCGACCGGAAAGUCCUGUCCUGUCUGCAUGAAAACCUUCGCCACCAAGGCCAACGUGCGGCGUCACUUCGACGAGGUGCACCGCGGCCUGCGGAGGGAUAACAUCACUCCCAACAUAGCAUCUCGCCCCGGACAGCCUCUCAAUCUGGAGGUCACCCCCCCCAGGAAGAGCAACAACUCCUCUCCGACUCGUAGCAGCAGCUCCAAGUCGACCCCUGUGACCUCUAAAACUCCGCCUCCCAGCCAAACCCAGUCCAAAGCUCCGAGCACGCCCCCCGCCUCGUCACAGACGGCCCCUUCCUCCAGCCGCUGCACGCUCUGCAAGAGGAACUACAGCUCUCAGCUCAUGUUGAAGAGACACAUGCGUAUCGUCCACAAAAUAUACAGCAUGAAAAACAAUCGCUCUGCCCCGCCGCCCGCCCCCCCCGCUCCGGCGGCCCCGCCUCCGAGCAGCAGCGCUAACUCCGCCACGAGCAACAACGUCAGGGUGAAAGAGGAAGCAGUAGAAGCCUCAGAUGAAGAGGAGGAGGAGGAGGAGGAAGAGGAGGAAGUGGACACCAGUCCGGCCCCGUCUCCUAGCGACAGCACCGCGGCAGCUAAAGGUGUCCCUGUGGCGAACAGCGCCAUGAAAGUGAAGGAGGAAGAGGCGCCGUCGAGCCCGAAGGUGGCGUCGUUAUCUUCGUCAUCCUCACGCAGCACCGGCACCUCCAAGACCCCCAAACUGUCGGUGGGCUUCGACUUCAAGCAGCUCUUCUGCAAACUGUGCAAGCGGCAGUUCAGCUCCCGGCAGAACCUCACGAAGCACAUCGAGCUGCACACGGACGGCAACGAGAUCUUCAUCAAGUUCUACCGCUGCCCGCUCUGCCGCUACGAGUCGCGCCGCAAACGGGACGUCCUGCGCCACGUGACGGUGGUCCACAAGAAGUCCUCGGCGUACCUGGGCAAGAUCAUGCCCAAACUGGAGAGCCGGGCGGUGAAGAGGCAGGCCGAAGUGGUCCUGAACAGCGGGACCCCCAACAAGAGGAUCGGCAGCAGCGGGGGCAAAGAGGAAGUGAACGGGCGCCCCCCUUCUUCCUCCCCCUCAUCCUCCCCUUCACCUCCCAUCACUCGCAAGCAGGAGGUCUCCACACCUGCAACAACCUCCUCCUCUUCAUCGUCUUCCUCCUCGCACCCCGCCCCCGUCACUCGCAAACAACAGGAAGUGUCAUCGCCGGCGUUAAGCCCCUCCCCUCCCCUCACCCGUAAGCAGGAGAGACAGCAGACCCACCAGCCUCGCCCCGUCAGCCCCCCGCUGACCCGCCGCAGUGAGAAACACUCACACCAACGCAGCUCCUACUCCAACAGCUCUCCCGGCAACCAGACGCCACACACCCGGCAACACGACAGCCAAUCAGAGUGCAGCGGCUCGUCGUCCUCCACCGAAGUCAGAGUGACCAAGAACUUCUCCCUGCACGCCUGCGACCAGUGCGGGCGAGCCUUCGCUAAGAAGCUGUACCUGGAGUCUCACAAGCGAAGCCAUCGUAACGCAGUGACGGCGGCGGCCAGCAGGAGGAAAGGAGUCAGCACCCGCUCCAAAUCCCUGGUCUGGUGAAACACUCGUCCGCAGGGAAAACGCCGCUAACAAUGAAGGAGCCAAUCAAAACUCUCAACGGGAAUAUAAUGGACGAAUGGAAGGAGCGCAAACCAACGGAAGGAGUGCAAAGGAUUUCCACCUUUUGCUCGAGAACCAAAUAUAAAGUUGGGAAUCUUGACAUUUAUUUAGUGAAGUUUCAUCAGCCGCACAAAGCCGCUGCUAUCCACAGAGACUGUAGCAGACAGAGGAUUCAUUAUGCUGUACAUAUCUGUAUUUACUGAAGCAGAGUCAUAUGCAGAUGGCUGAUUUCUACCGCUUUGCUCUCUGUAGCUGAAGGAUGGAGUGUGUGUGUGUGUGUGUGUGUGUGUGUGUGUGUGUGUGUGUGUGUGUGUGUGUGUGUGUGUGUGUGUGUGU